ACGAGGUGAGCGCGCACGUAGGUCACGCGCGCCACACGAGUGCGUCACGCGCACGGCGGCGCUCUCAAAUUGUUUGUUGUGGCCUCAUCGUCCGUGACAAACUGGUGAGGUUCAGAGAGACCGACCGGAUCUGGUCCCAGGAGAUGAGAGCUCUCCCCCGGUGCGCAGUCUGAACAGGGAUGAACUCAAGGAGCCACGAUGGAAGAGGAGGGGGCAAUCAACUUCAAAGCUCUGAGGGCCAAGUUUCAGGAAGAGGCCCGUCUGGCUCAAUCCAACAACAGACGGCCAGCUGUUGCUGAGAAACCCAAACAUCUUCCACCUCCCGGAGGACACUGCAGCUCCAUGGUUAGCAGUAUCAGUAUUGCUGUGGAAAGCAAGAUACCGGUGGUUCCCCGGGUCUUUUUCCGAGAUGGGCUGCAGGCAUCUGGAGGCAAGCGACCAAUUUCCUUUUCACCACAACCUCGGCAGACAUCCCCCUCGUCCCAGCUCACUAACGGAGAAAGCACAACAAGGCAGUCCCUCAAAGAGCGACACAUGCCUCAGGUGCUUCCUGCCUUGCCUGUAAAAGAGCAGAAAUUAGAAGCACCAGUCAGAAAGGAGCACAAACCGGACCCAGAGUCACGAAAAGAAGUCCCGCCGCAAACUAAAAUCAAGAAGAAGGGUUUGCUGCUUCCUUUCAAGUCAGUCAAAGCAUCAAAAGUCGGUGCAGAAAAUGGAGAGGAGCCCACUUAUGCUGAUUUGACCAUGAGACCCUCUAGUGCUCCUGGCGAGUUGCCCUCAAUGGAGAGACAAACCACAGAAGGCGGCGUUUCAGUCCAAAGUGAUCACUCAACUGUCGAGUGGCCCCUGUCAAGCCCAGAUAUGGGGAUCACCCCUCCGUCUUCAGAGACGAGCGUCGACUCCGACAACAGAAUCAUUAGCACCUUGGAGAGGGCCAAGAGAAAGUUCUCACGCCGGCAGAUGUUGUUUUCCAUAAAACCCAAGAGCCUGCAUUCCCCUGACUACGCAUCAAGAGACAAGGCGUUCCCUUUGCCACCGAAGUACGUACAAAGUUUUGAGCCUGACCUCCCUAUACCCCCACCGGUCUGUUUGCCACCCCUGGCUUGUAUUUCAGCGCGGCCUUUCUUCAAAGCCACCAACUCUACACGUAAGCCUGCAUUCGCUAAGCAGUUGGGCAGGGAUCGAGCUGCAUGUCCCUUUGUGAGGAUGACUGAACCUCAUUCACCGUCUGCUCCUCCAAAGAAACCUCUACCUGACCUGAGCUCUCUGGGAAGACGGCCAGCAAAGCCCCCCAGACCUCCAUUAGUAGACCUUAGCUGCCACCAUAAACCCACAGCCCAUGCUGUGCCACCAGGUCUUAGCCAAGCUGCAACUGAAGAGCCAGAGUGUGAGCUCCCAUCCAUCCCCAACCCUGUGCUGGACGCUCCAGAGUUUCCAGAGUUUGAGAUUUCAGAAAUUGAAGCAGCAGAGGGAGAGGCUGUCGAUAUCGCUGCGCUCGAAUUGGAGGCUUUAGACUUUCUCAGCUCUGACCUGCCCUUACCAGUUGACUUUGAUGUCCCAGAUUUUGAGGCUUCCCAGACUGAUUUGUUAGGGUGUGAUCCCACAGAGCCCAGCAUGAGCUCCGUCACCCAAGAUCUGAACAUCGGCAGUCAAAAUAUUAUACUGCUCGAUCCAGCCAGCUUCCCUGAACCAAUAAACUUUUCAGAUUUCAUAGAGCCUGCUGCGCCAGAGCAGUGGUCUCAGAGUGAGGAGGCGAUCGCAGCCCCUCUUUCUCACUCUCACACUGAUGAGACUGAUCUGGGAGCUGCUGAGUGCCACUCGGUCCCAGAGGAAACGGAGCUUAGUAACCAUGCAGAAAUGAAUGAUGGCAUUCAGCCACAUCCGAGUGCUCAUCAACAGGACAGUUACUAUGAAGCAUGUGACAAUGUGUACGAAGAUGUUGAAAACCUCAACAAAACUAUCUUUGGCCAGAACUCUCGUAAACGCAGAGCUGCUCUGAAGAAUCCAUAUGCUGACCAACAACAAAUGAAGGAGGAGGCGUCUCUAAACAUAUGGCCGCGGAAUCCAUGGGCCACUGUAUCAGGAGAACAUGCCCACUCGGCCUAUAAUCAUGUCCACAGUAAGGAACGCCAAAGCCCCAACACUGCUGACUGUAAAGAACAGAAGAAGAGGGAGAAGCAGCGUUUGGAGAAGGAGAAAAAGGAGCAAAAAGAGAGGGAGAAAAAGGAAAAUGAAAUGAAAAAGAAGUUCAAGGUGACAGGCGAGGAGGAGCCCAUGUACCACGCCAAGGUGAUGGUGGCCAGUAAAGUCCGCAAGAAUGACCUGCCUGUGAAGAGCGGGGACACGGUCGGCAUCAUCCGCACCACUAACUGCCCCAAAGGCAAGUGGUUGGCUCGAGAUGAAGACCACAAGUAUGGUUAUAUUUCAGUCAUGAAUGUGGAGCUAAAUAUCAAGGAGAUGCUGGAACUUGGGAAGAAGGCCCAAGCUGCAGGACGAGGAGGAAACCAAGACGGAGACACCAUCAGCAAUGACAGCAGAUCCUCCAGUCACCCUGUGCUAACAAGUAGCUUCACAGAUGACAGCGAGGAGUGGGCUUGUGAAGACGAGACUCUCUCGCCCUCCAACGAAAGCCAUAGUUUUCCCCAGCAGACCUCGUCCAUGUCUGAGAUGUCUUGUAGCCAUGUCAGCGCCCAGCACACUCUGAGCGAUGCCAACCUGGAGGACCUACACACACAGACCAGACAUGAGGCCCUGCAGAAACUGGCCAUCUUCUUCCAACACACCAAAGAUGAAUUUGUUGAAGCUGAUGUUGAAGGAAAAACACCCACAAAUGCUGAACCACCAGAUUUAUUGUGUGCUGUUGAGGAGCCUCCAUAUCCUGAAAAGGAGGUCGACUUCACCGAGCUGGAACUCCUUCCUCCCCCACCACUAUACGCUGACACCUUCUGAUUACCUCAUCAGCUAAAACUUCAACUGGACUCCUGGGAUUGAUGCUGUGAAGAAGAUCUGCCAUUGGGACGUGUUUACCAUGAAUUUCAACAUGUUUUUUUAACUUCAGUGGGCAGAGAAAAGAGAAAACAAUAUCGUGUAUGAGAAAUGAAACUGCUGAUGUGACUGCAUUACACUCCAAAUGUCACUUUGUUGUCACUUUUGUGUUCCGCACUUUUUCUUUUUCUAAAGUUGCUGUUAAAAAGAGCAAACUGUGCACAAAAGAAGUCACUGGGCUUCCAUCACAACUGUUCACUUGUCGCUCGUGUUUAGGAAUAUGUUCUUUGCAUUUGGAUUUUCUCUGGUUUGUCCGUUACAUCUAAUAAAUAUUUCUCAUUGA
Molecule: messenger RNA, 3328 nt
Organism: Hippoglossus stenolepis (Pacific halibut)
Lineage: Eukaryota; Metazoa; Chordata; Actinopteri; Pleuronectiformes; Pleuronectidae
Exons: 19
Coding region: 199-2949 (916 amino acids)
Biological process (GO): integrin-mediated signaling pathway; protein localization to plasma membrane; T cell receptor signaling pathway
Cellular component (GO): plasma membrane
Molecular function (GO): protein binding
Source: RefSeq, a predicted model, not a curated record